AAUCUGGAUGACCGACUGACAUCAACUGGCCGCAUUUCCAGCUCGUAAAUCACUGGUUCACCUCGUAAUGUUUAAUAUCAUCGGCUAUAUUUCUACAUAAUUCAAUUCUAACUCGAUGUAAAUAAAGAAGGGUUGAUCACAGCCGUCAAUCGGAGGGGAGCGGCGCGUGACCACCAUAAAACAAAAGCGCACGAUCUUGCUUUCGGAGGACAUCAAAGGCAUUUAAAGCUCUCCCUUCAUUCUCAGUGUGUGUAGCUAGAUCGCUGGACAACACAGACACCGGUGCUUAGAUCAAGUGGACAACAUAUUGGAUGUUGAGCAGAAAUAAACCGAUUAAAACAUCGCGAGACGGAAUACGUUUCAUUCAUCGAGGCACGCGACUGUUUGCAUCAAGGACUUCUUUCCAACUGGGAUCUUGGUGAAAUUUGUUUUAUGCAUUUAUUGUCACCAGUCUCACUGGAGAUUUCUUCUGGAAAUAUGGAUUAGCCUCUUUAAAGGUAAAACAUCUACAGCUGCGUGACCGCUAUGGCUGCCGUGGUGAAUUAUUCCCCGCCGUGGUGGGUGAACCUUUUCCACCGCCUUCCCCACUUCAACCUACAGUUUCAGCUGACCAGUAGCGACUUCCGACCUGAGGACUCCGAGUAUCAAAAGGCCGUGUUGUUGCUUGGGGCAGUGGCGUUGGUGUGUUUGGCAUUGGACCUCCUCUUCCUCCUCUUCUACUCUUUUUGGCUCUGUUGUCGCCGCAGGAAGAACCAGGAUUCGCCUAAUGCGGAUUGCUGCUGCACCGCUUGGUGCGUGAUCAUCGCCACACUCGUUUGCAGUGCUGGCAUUGCCGUUGGUUUCUAUGGAAACGGCGAAACGUGCGACGGAGUGACACGACUGACAUAUUCCCUGCGCCAUGCUAACCAAACAGUGGCGGGCGUUGAUAAACUGGUAUCGGAGAGCACCAGUAGCCUAAAUGAAACCGUACAGGAGGGCCUGAUUCAGCUGGAGACUGUGUACUCCAAACAGACAGACUACCUGUCCAUCGUCCACAAACUGAAGGGCCAACUGGACGAGCUGAUCAAGCUGAUUGUGGAGGUGCCUUUCUGGAACAAUACAGAUCUCUCACUGGAUCGCCUGGCGUCUGUCACCGAACAGUACGACUGGUACAGGUGGCUGGGUUAUCUUGGCUUGCUACUGUUUGAUGUGCUAAUCUGUCUGCUCGUUUUGGUUGGUCUCAUACGCAACUCAAGAAGCAUCUUGAUUGGUGUUUGUUUGCUGGGUGUUUUGACACUGGUGAUCAGCUGGACUUCUCUUGGGUUGGAGUUCUCUGUUGCUGUGACUGCCAGUGAUUUUUGUUUUGCCCCUGACUCUUACAUCACCAAAGUGACACAUGAGAAAGCAGUUAUGAACCAAGACAUCUUGCAGUACUAUCUCAAGUGCAGCAUGGGACAGACCAACCCAUUUCAGCAGAAACUCUCUGGAAGCCACAAAGCACUUGUAGAGAUGCAGGAUGAUGUUUCCGAGCUCCUGCGCUCAGCUAUGAAAGAAUACCCCAAGACAAAGAGUAACCUGGAGGAGAUGCAGGCGGUGUUAAAUGCCACUGAGAUCAGCCUUCACCACCUCACUGCCUUGGUUGACUGUCGGAGCCUACACAUGGAUUAUGUGCAGGCUCUGACUGGACUGUGUUAUGAUGGGGUCGAGGGGCUGAUUUAUUUGGUCCUGUUCUCCUUCGUCACCGCUCUGAUGUUUAGCUCCAUCGUUUGCAGCGUGCCUCAUACCUGGCAGGGCAAGAGGUCUGAGGAGGAGGAUGCCGAUGAGACUUCGGGCACCCUCGGCUCGCGAGCGCCGCACGAUAACCUGUACCGCGUGCACAUGCCUAGCCUGUACAGCUGUGGCAGCAGCACCUACGGCAGCGAGGCUAGCCUCCCCGCUGCGGCACAUACUGUCAGCAACGCACCAGUCACUGAGUACAUGAGCCAGAACGCUAACUUUCAGACCCCUCGAUGCGAGAACACGCCACUCAUUGGCAGAGAAUCCCCCCCACCGUCAUACACCUCAAGCAUGAGAGCUAAAUAUCUGGCAACCAGUCGCCCGGACCCAUCCAGGCCAUCGGAAUCCCAGAACGGCCUGGAACCCAGCAUCCGACCAGACUUAAGCAGCCGCUCCGCUCCCAACAGCCGACCAAAUUCAGUUAUCCACCGACCCCACUCCGCCAUCCAUUAACCAUCCUCAAGUGAAAAAGCGUCAUCAUUCAAAAACGCAAAGCAACUACCUGUUAUCAAGUCCACCAGUAUGAAGUUUGUCUCCAGACAUUUUUUUUCUUUUGGUUUACUUUAACAUCAAUCCUCAGUUUUCUGGUUUAGGCAAACAAGCAUACUUGAUCCGGCACUGCUUUUGCAGAAUUGAUUCUGCCAAACGUUCAACCAAACUGCCAUUUUUACUUCCCUAAUUUCACACAGUGUUUCACAGCAACUAAACUGCCCUCUUCUGGAGGACUCGUCUCUGUUGUCUGCACAGUAAAUCUCACGCUACCCUUACAGAGUCUCUCAGGGCAGCCAUAUUGGCAAGGACUGCAGGUCCACAUUACCACAGCAGGAUGGUUUAUAUAACAUUGUCGUUUUUAAACUUUUCCUAUCAGACAAGAAAUGUCACUAUGACGUUUGAUUUUAUGAUGGUUUUAUAUUUUUAGGUAUUUUUCGAAAUUAUGACACUGAUAAUAUCAUUUGAAAUAGCUUUAAAGGUGCACCCUUUGUGCUUUCUCUGCAGUUCCUGGCAAUAUGGCAGCAUUCUUCUUAUCUUACAGAUUCUCAUGACUACUAUUUGAAAAAAUUGUUCUGUCAAGAAUGAAUAUUUCAUCAUCAUUUACUUAUCCUUGAAAAAGUAUUUAUUUACCUGAAUGUCUAAGCCAUAGACUGUAAAAAAAAAAGUGGACGACGUCUCUCCAUGGUAAAAAACGAAGCCAAAAUAUUUUAGAAAUGGCCAAUGACGUCAUUUGGAGUCUGCACAGUAGUGAUCGUGAGGUGGAGCUGCUGUAUUAAGGCCCCGCCCAAUUUCCUUGUUUGACUCAAACAUAAAUGCACAAAACAAGUCAUCACACCCCUUUUUAACAGCAUUUAAUAAUACAUUUAAACCAAACUUAAUAGAAAAGAACACAUCCCAUUCGUUCACAUGGAGAUGGCGGGGAUUAUAACCUAUACUGGAGCCAGCCACCAGGGGGCGACCGAAAUGUUUUUGAUUCACUUUUUUUAAGACCUCCUUUUUACCCUACAAUAAAAGUGGAUGGGGACCAACCAUGUUCACCAUUUACUUUCUGUUUCUGUAUAAGUUUACAUUCAAUGAACUACAUACUGUAAGGAUAAGUAAAUGAAGACAGAAAUAUCAUUAUUGUGUCAAUUAUUUCUUUUACCAGUUUACAAAUGUUAACAAAUAUGCCGCAGGGAUGUCGUAUUUUUGUAGGCAAAACCCGGAAGCGAGUUAGCAUUUUAGCACUUCCGGUUCCAUCAUACCGAAGUCAAUGGUUUUUUGAAUGAGGUUUUGGUUUAAUUGGUUUAAACUUCUUAAAAACAUAAGCCCAAGAUAUUUUCACGUUUUAUUCUAUGACAUAAAACACACCAGUAAUACCACCACUUGCGAAUUUUUAAAGCUUUUAAGUGUCUUUUAAAGGGUGGUUGCUAACAAGUUGGGACUACAGAAUUUGUCAGGGAAUUUAAAUGUCAAUUACCAACAAUUAUUUAUCCACACAGUAUUUUCUUAUUAGGGAACAUGUUUUUAAAUGUGUUUAAUAAAGUUUGAAACAGCUUUCAGAAGGUUGGUGGUGAUGACGUUGAUGUCGAGAGAUCCUGGUGUUGUUCGCUUGUAGCCUAGGGUUAGCUUUGAAUUUCUAGUCAAAGAACUUACUGCGCGUUCACACCAGACGCGGAAGAGGCGGCAAAAACGCAUUAUUUGCAUGUAGUUGGGCGCUUGAACAUUUUGAGUUUCUCACUUCAUUUGUGCAUGAAAUUCUAGUCAUUCGAGACAUUCAUGCGUAAAUUCACGUCAUGGGAGGGGCUUAUAUAGCUCAAAUUGAGUAAACUUACCAGAUUUUUCAACCUCCUCACUAUUUCAAACAAGAUCCUUUUAAUUCCUGUAAAAGUAUGAAGAUGUCUCGUGUAGUGAUGAUGAUUGUCCUCCAUUGUUGUUUUGCCUCCUCUCGCUUCAUGUAAUCACGUCACUGCUAGAGCAAGCUCCUGAUUUAAUGCAGUGCGAAAAUCCGACAAAGUUCAGAUUCAGAUUGUACAACUAUUUUUCACGUUCGCGCCUUCAACGCUUACCAUUACUGUGGGUUCACACCAGAUGCGAGUUCAACGAUUUGCACGAGUAGAUUACAUACAAUGUCAAUGCAAAGUCGCGAUCAGACGCAUCCUAGCGCGGGGCGAUGCGAAAGAGGCGAACUGGGCGCCGCGAUUGCUGCGAAAAUGUGCUUUUCAACUCAAAUGCGCCUUCAUGCAAGUUGAAAAUAUUUAACUCAAGCGAAAUAAUUAGCAUGACAUAAAGUUAAAUCCCACGAGUAAUCUAGAGCAAGCAACGCGAUGCUACGCGUUUGGUGUGUACGUAUAAUAAAACUUAAAAAUUCAUAAAAGUUGUGUUCAUCUGUGAAGAUUGUCCUAUUGGACAAAACGUUGAAGUGUUGAACUUAUUGAGCUUUUUUUGCUAUAAUCUUUUUGGACUUUUUGGCUAGAGAACCAGUAUCUCUCUAACUUCUGGGUUGGCCUACAAAAAUACGUCAUCCAUGUGGCACUCUAUUGAGUCACAUUCUAACACUGUGGCUUAACAAAUUGUCCUCUCAUAUAAGGCCACUGUUUGUAUUUACAAUGUAAUCUAUGGUGUACCACAGUGUGAAUUGACAGCCAUCGAGCCGUUAAGCCAUUACGCACAUUCGGUAUCUUAAUCUAUAAGGGAAACAAUUGCACAGUACACUUUCCGGUUGUGUUCAUGUGCGUGGUGUGUUUGCCUUUUACAGAUGACACAAAUCUCAAGCUCUGCUUUUUGUAAAUAAUAAGUGUUUUUAUA
Messenger RNA from Paramisgurnus dabryanus, 5034 nucleotides. It is a transcript of the gene ttyh3b, whose product is annotated as tweety family member 3b. Gene Ontology annotation, molecular function: volume-sensitive chloride channel activity; intracellularly calcium-gated chloride channel activity. Lineage: Eukaryota; Metazoa; Chordata; Actinopteri; Cypriniformes; Cobitidae. Gene Ontology annotation, cellular component: plasma membrane. The record is from RefSeq and is a predicted model, not a curated record.